AUCUCUGGGACGAUCCACAACGCCGGUCAGAGCGUCCUCUUCAAGGUGGAGAAGGGCACCAAGCACCACGUCAACAUCACAGGCGGACCUCUCGUCUACAAGUACCGCUUCGAAGAACUCUACAUCCACUUUGGCGUCAAUAACGACAUGGGUUCAGAGCACCAGAUUAACGGUGCAACCUUUCCUGCUGAGGUCCAGCUGUAUGGCUUCAACGCUGACCUCUACCGCAACAUGAGCGAGGCCAGGCUCGGCUCCAACGGCAUCGUUGGUCUCUCCAUCAUGAUACAGGUGAGAGAAACAGAGA
This is a messenger RNA of Procambarus clarkii (red swamp crayfish), 304 nucleotides long. NCBI's taxonomy places the organism in Eukaryota, Metazoa, Arthropoda, Malacostraca, Decapoda, Cambaridae. The record is from RefSeq and is a predicted model, not a curated record.